AUGCCGACUCCGUUGUCCCAGUCGGGUCCGCACCCUGGCUCCGCACGCCCACAGAACCAGCAUGCACAGCAGCCAUACUACCCACAGGCGCAGCCUCUCCAUCACCAGCAUCAGCAUCUCCAACGAUACCAGCAGCAUCAACAGCAGCCCUCGCCCCCGGCGUCUUCCUCCUCCUCCUCACAACAAACUCAAGCGCACCUCGACAGAGCUCCACCAUCCCAGCCCAUCGGUCGCAGCCAGUCCGCCUUCAACUUCCUCCUCAACAAGGCCAAAGCUCCCUUCUCCUCCUCCUCCAGCUCUUCCACUCUCAACGCCUCCACCUCCCUCUCAUCCCUCUCCGUGCAUCAAGAGGAUCCCUUUGACGACACCACAAAUCACAUCCAGUACCACCGCCAGCUUCAGAACGACCACGCCUUUCCUCAGGCGCCCCCUUCCGCACCACCAGCUCGCAGGACAGCCAGCGGCGGCAUCGAAAAGGCCGCUCGCUCCCAUCCGCUCGCACACGACGCAUCUCAGCCCUCAAAAUCCACCGGCGCCCCCUUCUCCCGCCCCAGCUACUCGGAAGACCAACAGAAUGCCGUCGCCAGCCCUACAAAGCGCGGCUUCUUCGGCGGCAUCGGUCGCGAUCGCAAGGCGUCCACCGCCUCCAUCAAACAACCCGCCCCGCACAAGCCCAACUUCUCCCACAGCCCGCUCUCCAAACCUCAGCGCACCGACGCCACCAUGGCUUCCAACUAUGCGCACUUUAGCAAGAGCCAGUCCGACCUGCACUCCCGCGCCGACUACCCCUCGCCCACCAGCAUGACCGUCGAGCUUCCUCGAGUGCCCGCCGUCUACCACAACAACACCGCACAGCCUCCCAUCGAUCGCAACAGAUACCUCCGCUCCCCCAGCCCCGCCAUGAACUUUUCUCGCAGCGUCGACGACCUCAGCAUCGCAGAGCAGCAGCCCGCAUCACCCUACCCAAUCUCCCCCGCACACGGCGAGUCCUCCUCCUCCCUCGCCACCGCCGCCACAUCCACCUCGCCCGGCACCUGGGGCGAGCACGGCAUCCCCGUUCCUCAACCAGAUUGGCGUCCAAGCGACAUGGGCACCCUCGCCUCCCCCACCCACCAGAGCGCCGCCUCCUUUCAACGCUUCAAGCCAGGUCACAACAAGCUCGACUCGGUCGCAUCGCAGCUCCAGCCUUCCUCCGGUUCCGUACACUUGCCGCCGCACAACUGGUCUGGAAUGUCUCCGCCCCAGCACAGCUACAUGCAGUCCUCGGCCGCUCCAUCCACCGCUCGUGCAGAUGCAAAGCACGCCCGCAAAGCUUCCAAACUCAUGGGCAAGGAAUCUUCGGCGCGCGGCGCCGUAGCCACCUCUCUCGCCGCCUCGCUCGGCCUCACUCACCUCGGCGCCGCCUCUGCAGCUGCCGUGCCGCCUCUGUCCAUCCUCACCUCGGCAGAGCCAGUGCCGCUGCCACCAGGCGCUGCCUUCCAAGGCUUCCUGGCUCGAAACGCCAACAUCAGCCUCACCCUCGCCCAGCUCAGCGGUCAUGAUCAUGGCAAGGGCAAGGACAAGGAGAAGGACGUCACAAAGGGUUGGAAGCCCUAUCGCGUCGUGCUCCAGGACGGCCGUCUGUGCUUCUACAAGCCGCCCAGUAACAUCUCGGACGAUGUCAAGGCGCUCUUCCCCACAGGCAUCGUACGUGGCGUUCCCGACACCCCCGCCUCUUCUGCCUCCAUCUCGAGCCUCACCGCCGACCAGCUCGUGAGGAGCGGCCUCAGCAAGCAGGACCUGCUCAGCGCAACGUCGAGUACGGCCGAGAUGACUUCGCCCCUCGCAUCUCCCAGUUUGCGACCGCGUCUUCCCUCUGCGCGCCCCAACAAAUCCACCACCACUCCCUCCGAGGUACCGACGACACCUGUCGCAGUGCCACAACCUGCCGAAGUCGACGCACCGCGUCAUCAGUCCUGGCUCAAGCCCGGAAAACAUCCGGAUCUGGUGCUUGUCGACACUGUUGAUGCCCCUCCUGCAUGGGCGGACCGCAUCCAGGCCGGCACCUUGGAAGCACUUGCGCACGAGUUUGUUCACGCCACGCAGUUCCCGACAGAGCAAGCUGAAGCACAAGCCUCACGGCGCUCCAUCCUCCCAUCACCACUGGUUCCCGGAUCGCGUGCAGCAGCCAGCUCUGCCGAGUCCGCCGUCGAGUCCUUCGUGGUGGCCGUGCUUGCCAACGCUUCCUCCGCCAAAGAUGCGCCCCAGGGAGCAAACAAGCAGAUCAGCGCAUUCUUCCUCGACGUCGUCAAGCAGGCAGAAGAACUGACCUCAGCCGGCACGGAUGUCACGCAGUCCAUCUCUGCUUCCGUCCCUUCUCUUGCCUCACGAUUGCGCACGCUGCUCGAUGUCGCGACUCGGGCCGGCCUCUUUGGAAUCCUCACAGGCGACACGCUGAAGAAACUGGCAGUCCUGGUAUCGAUGGACAUAGACGAGCUCGACAACAAGAUGCAGGUCUAUGCCAGCCCCAUCCUGUCUCUUUCGGACGCCCAAACGUCCGAGCAGCCCAGAGAUUGGAUAGCAAGACUAGCAGAGAAAGAGGCAGCCAGUGCACGCGAGGAUCUGCGCAAGCUUCGCAGCUCUCUUGAGUUGUCGGACGACCUGCUGCUCCAGCUCGAGCCGCUCGAGAUCGCCCAGCAGAUCCAGGCCUUCCACGUCAACGCUCUGCGACGUCUUGUCAUCAGCGGAACUUCCUUCCUCGAUCUCCUCCACCCAAUUGCGACCGAUGCCGAUGGCAUCGCCGCCCUCAGCUUCGACUCGUUGUCGCCGCAUCCGCUCACCACGCUCGCUCUCAGCCACCUGCUCAAGUCCAGUUCCUCCGCCCAAGACGCGCCCAACGCCGCACAGAACGGCGCCCGACACCGCGCCUCGGUCCUGCGCCACUGGAUCGCCAUCGCAUCCUACCUGCUCUCUUUGGGCGAUGUGGCGGGUUGGAUGGCCGUUUGCGCCGCUCUCUGCUCUCGCGCAGUCACUCGCCUCGAACAGACCUGGCGUUAUCUUGCCGAGGGCGACCGCGUCCUAGUGGCAGAGGAAUGGGCUCCCAUCCUGUCCAGCCUUUCCUGGACCGAGGGUCUAGCUGUUCAUGCGCGUCCUCGCUUCGUCGGCGAUGGCACGCAGUCGUUCACCACCUCGCCAAACGGCACGAAGAUCGCAGUCGUCCCCUAUCUGGGCAGCGCCUUCUACCGCACUUUGCGCCAGCCGAACACCCCAUCGCCAUCUCCCUCUGGCCUGCUCUCCAUGUCCAUCUCGAGCCGCGCAGAAGACGCCGCUCAUCUUUGGGUUUCGGUCAACGAAUGGCGCUCGGCGUGGCAAGGAGAGCCAAGUCUCGCCCUUGCUGCUCAUUCCGAGCCAGUGGAGGAGUAUCAAGCAGCGUUGCAGCUGCUCUUCCAGAAUUCGAACACGCCAGUGUCUACGAUGGAGUCCAACAUGGAGCGCUCCUUCCAGCUCGAGCCGAGAGCGCUCGGCAACAUCGACGCUGGCAGCCUCGACGCCCGCGAGAGACUCUCUCUCCCCUCCAGCGCCGACGCCGACCUGCCGCUGGUGCCGCUUCUCUUCCCGCAGCCGCUUCCGCUGCUCUCCUUGCUGAACACGUCUCAGAUCAAGGCGUCCCUUGUCCGUCGAAAUGACCCACGCGCAAACCAGAUCCACGAUCCCCAAGCCACCAUCACAUCACGCUCAAUGGCGCGUCCGUCGCUGGCAGGCUCGCCUCUGGCCCGUGCCUCGGCAUUCUCGCCACCCUUGGGCCGAUCGAGUCGCAACGCUGCCUUCAGCGGCGUCGUCGAGUGGUCUUCGAUCUCAGCGUCUACGAAGUGGGACGACGCCAGCAACGGGGCCGUCAAGAUUGGCAACGAGCUCGUACUGCGGUUGGUUCAAGAGGCCAACCUGUCCUUGCCCGGCUCCCCGAUGACCAGCAAGCGCUUCUCGCAGGACUUUGGCCGCGCUUCUAGGCCACUCUCCCAGGUCUCGAAGCGUUCCAGCUUGCCCGCGUCGAACCGAAGCUCGGUGAUCGACAUUGUGGUGCCGGUCCAGGUGGUCGUCAAGGCAGCCACGCUUGAUCGCAUGAUCGACCUUCUCGUCAUGGGGGUGCAGCAUAUCAAUGUCCCUCCCAUCUCUUCUCCGAUGGAUGGCCCAGACCAACAGAGCGCACCUCAGCGCAAGACUCGAUUGGUCAUGGACAUGGAGUCGUACCGCACCACGUUCCUCGCCACCUUCCGCAGCCUCUGCUCUGCACCCGAGCUGUUCGAGCAGCUGCAAAAGCGCUUCUCCACCGCGAUCAUGGCGAGCAAGGAGCUGGCAGGCGCAGAAGAGUUCCGCAGCUCGAGCCAGUUCCCGUCGUGGAUCGGAGUCAUUCCGGUUGGCAGCCAGGCAGAGCCGACCGAUUGGGAGAUGGUCUACCGCAUCCGCAUGGGCGUGGUGCUGACGCUGCGACUCUGGAUCGACCGCUUCCCUCAGGACUUUGUGGACGACGACGACCUCUACCACCUCGCGCUCAACUUCCUGCGCCAUCCUGGCAUGGAAGUCACAGCUGAGGACCCCGAUCAGCAAAAGGUCGUGCAUGCCCUUGCUCAGCUUCGGAGCAUGUUUGGCUCGAGGAUCAUGGGCGCAAAUGCCAGGCAGGAGGAGGGCAGUGCAGAUCUCCGAGAGUCCGAGAUCUUUGAGAAGCAGGCGAUCCAACCGACUGCGUGGUACACGGUCAAGUCGGCUGGCACGCCGCCGGGCGAGGAGGACAAGCCCGUCACCAACAUGUACACCCUCCUUGACGUGUUGCGGGCGCCGGCCGGGACCAAUGCAGACGCAUCCAAGGACUCCACGGCCAGCCUCCAGCUUAGGCUUCCCUCGGCCAUCCGUGACGCAUUGGCAGCUCAAAGCCUCUUCCGUGGCUGGAUCGCCAUUCAUAUCAUCGAGUCGGGCAUCGGCCUCGAGCGUCGUCAGGAGAGGCUGUCCAAGCUUCUCGAUGCCCUCUGGCUCUGCAGGGCCCGCAUGCUCAAGCUCCGGGGUGACGAGACGACAGCCACUGCAAAUGCUCAAGCUGGCAAUGCAGGUCCCAUUGCGGAUACCUCGCUGCCAUUCCGUGAGCCUACGAUUGGAUCGUUCGUCGAGUCGGCCAUCGUCAACACCCUCGGAUCUUCCGAGUCGCGCAUCUUCCUGCGUGCGUGGCAAGGUGUCGCCGCCGCACGCGGUGGUCGAGGCGACGGCAUCGACGACCUGAUGCCGAAGCAGAUUGACGCCGAUCUGCGUUCGGCUGUCGACAUGGCCGGAACACCAGACAUUGGCUGGAUCCUUGCUUGCCUCGCCGAGGCGGCCACGCGAGCACCGAGUGUGCCAACGUCGACAAGCGACGUCGAGCUGAUCGACUUUGAAAAGCGAGGCACCAUGUGGGCGUUGAUCGAUGGUGCUGUGCGAGUGCGACCUGCAUGCACUCUCCCUGACCUCGUCGACCUUGCUGGCGCCCGACUCCGGCUCAUGCAGAGUGCCCUUACUCGCGUCAUCUGGGAUCGCCGUGCCUUCCGAGAGGACGCAGCAAAGGAGAUGCGCAAUGCGCCCCCCGUUCGCAGCGAUGCCAAGCUGCGCCCUACCACCUCGAGCAAGGCGCUCUCGGGCCUGUCCAAGCAGCAGCAAGAGAAGCUGCGUCGUGACCGAGCGGCACUGGAGUUGCUCAAGUCUCUUCCCUUGGCUCCUCCGAUCUCAUCGCGCGUUUCGAGCAUGCCGUCUAGUCGUGCACGCGCUUCGAAUGUAUCGUCUACUGCCUUCCCCUCGAUGCCGCAGUCGUCGGACAAAGCCGCCAUGGUUCAAGCGCCGCCUCCCGACAAGGCGACGAUCCGAGCACGCCGCAUGACCGCGCUCUUCAAGGGCGCCGUGCGUCCGCUGAUCUCGUUGGACAAGCCCAACGAGCCCAGCAAGCCAACCGCAGAGCUGAUGCGCCUGACGCCCCUGCAGAAGCCUUCGCUCGUCGCCGGAUUGGGUGGUGCCCGUGUUUCGGUUUGGAACAACGCGCAACGCUCGUUCGUCUUCCACCUCACUUCGCAGGAGGGGGCCAAGUACCUUUUGCAGACCACCAAUGCUGCGGACCUAGCAGAAUGGAUCAGCCAGAUCGAACGCGCGUCCAAGGAAUACGCCGCGCCUCAGCUUCUCGAUGCGCGCAAGGGAGGCGUCCCGUCCAAGACGAGGGCGGGGCCCGCGCCCCUCUAUGCACGACCUUUGGCCGAGCUGGCAGAACGUGAGGGACACUCUGUCCCCACGGCUGUCGAGCGCAUGUUUGCCGAGGUCGAGGCACGAGGGCUGCGCGAGCAGGGCAUCUAUCGAAUCUCGGGCUCCAAGAGCGCCGUGGAAAAUCUGCGAACAGCGUGGGACCAGCAGCCUGCCGAGUCGAUCGAUCUCUCGACGGGCGAGUUCAGCGACGUGCACACCAUCGCUGGCGCUAUCAAGGCGUGGCUCCGUGAGCUGCCUGAACCGCUCAUCACGUUUGACUCGUACGACGCGCUCAUCGCGACCAAUGCGAUGGAGAACGACGACCGCCUCUACGCCAUGCGCGACAUCAUCUGGAAGAUGCCCAAGUGCCACUUUGAUGUGCUGCGCCGCACCGCCGAGCAUCUCGCGCGUGUGGUGGAAGAGGGCGAAAUCAACAAGAUGCUGGCGCACAAUGUCGCGCUUGUCUUUGGCACGUCGCUUCUUAACCCGCCUCCGGGCCCAUCGAGCGUUGCGAUCGGCUUUGGCAACCUUGGCAAAGCGGCCAAUGUCGUCAAGACGAUCGUCACCAUGCACGAGUGGCUCUUUGAGCCCGAGCCCGAGCCGGAGCCGGAGCCAGAGGCUGAAGCUGAGGCUGAGGCGGAAGGGGAGGCUGAGGCUGAAGCGGAGGGACAGCGCGGUGUCCAGCAGACCGCCGAUGUGGACCAUGCCAACCUUGCGAGCGCAUCUGCGACCGAAGUGGAUGUCGAAGAGGCUUCGUCCCCCGUCGAGUCGAUCAAGGCGACCCGUCCACGUGGAGCUUCAAUUUCUUCUUCCCAGGACUCGCAGCCCGGCUUGAGCAAAGACGUCACGGUGCUGACCAACCAGCAGGACGAGGAACAGGCGCAAGCUGACGAGGAGGAGGCUUCAAUUCUCACCGAGCUUGCACCGCGGCCUCGCCGAGGCGGCCGAACGCGACCGCUGACCAUUGUCGGACUCGACGGAUUGGCCGCGCUUGGUGCGAAUGAGGACAUCGUCAAGGUGCUCGAGAGCGGCACGAGCCCAGUUGCCGAGGCAUCUGAGGGCGAGGAUGGCACGAGCGAGUCGCAACCAUCGCAGGCUGCUCCACGGAUUGUUCUCUCCGGUGCCGGCGACGAGAGUGAUCGGGAAGCCGAGGCGGACGAGGGAUCGGACAGCGGAGGUGACGAUUCGCACGAGCAAGAUGCGGUCGCUGAUGCGACUGAGGUGGGUUCUGAGGCCGCACAAGUUCAAGAAAAGGAGGGAAAUGCGGACGAGGCUUCGGGCGCUGCAGCAAGCGCGCGACCCAGGAAGACGCGCAGCACGUACCGCGACAGCGUGUUCACGUCGUACUCGAUCUACGCCGACUGCUUUGACAACAUGAAGCUCGAGAGCCAGUCGUCGGCGGCAAGCAUGGUCAAGCGCCAGUCGAUGCACCUCUUGAACUCGCCUCCUGAGGCACAGGAGGCAGCCACGGGCGACGCGACCGUGACCAAGUAG
Messenger RNA from Moesziomyces antarcticus, 7722 nucleotides. RefSeq lists its product as uncharacterized. Gene Ontology annotation, cellular component: intracellular anatomical structure. The transcript has 2 exons. The coding region runs from base 1 to 7722 and encodes 2573 amino acids. Gene Ontology annotation, biological process: positive regulation of GTPase activity; regulation of actin cytoskeleton organization; regulation of Rac protein signal transduction. The record is from RefSeq and is a predicted model, not a curated record. NCBI's taxonomy places the organism in Eukaryota, Fungi, Basidiomycota, Ustilaginomycetes, Ustilaginales, Ustilaginaceae. Gene Ontology annotation, molecular function: GTPase activator activity; guanyl-nucleotide exchange factor activity.